CAAGACUCGGCUCACCAUCUGAUACCGCCAAAGCCUCUUUGCACCGUCUUUCGUUUGGAAGAGAGCCAGACGACUUUCUUUUUUCCUCGUCUUCUUGAUCAUGGUAAAUUGAGUACGGCUCGGAGCCUGUCUAUUCCCCUAAACGGUCCCCGUUGAAAUGAUCGCUCCCGCACCUUGCUAGCCCUCACGAUUCCCCUCGGAUCGCUAUGGCGACAAUAACACCUUCUACACCGGCGAAUGGGAGCAAUUCGACAUUAUCAAGUACCUCGAUCUUUGGUGGCGCCGCGCACGAUUCCACUACAUCGUCUACCAGGUCUUCUACAACCCAGCUCUCGGCCUCUUCCACCGCCAUGCCCGGCUCUGCCGCCUCGAGCGACAACACUUACAUCAUGCCCAAUUCGCCUAUCAAGAACAGGAACUGUGUCGAUGGAUAUCGUCCAAAGGUAACCAGGACGCUAGGCCAACGGCCCGCUUGCCUUGUCAAUGCCUCGGUGACCUACUGCGGAAACAACCAGAUCUAUGCCUUUGGCGGCUUUGAUCAGUAUACGGAUGAAGUCUAUAACCAUGUCCUAAGGCUCGACCUUGUUAGCCACCAAUGGAGCUUGGUAGAUAACUAUGGAGACAUUCCCGGUGUUCGAAUGGGACACACGGCUACUCUCUAUGGCGGCGACAAGCUUCUCGUCUUUGGCGGGGAGAACGAGCACCGAACCUACCUCUCCGACCUCAUCAUUUUCGACCUCAAGACGGCCCACUGGACCCAACCGCAAGUGUCGGGGCCCAUCCCCAAGGGCCGCGCAAGGCACGCCGCCGUUUUACACGAGGACAAGCUCUUCAUCGUCGGAGGGAUAACGGGUCACGACAAUUAUGUGCUGGACGACAUCUGCUACCUCGACCUGAAGACCUUCACUUGGUCCAGGUCUUGGCGCUUCGUUGGACGCUUCGACCACUCCGUUUACAUCUGGGGCGAUAGGGUCUGGGUGUUUGGAGGCAUGGGGGAGGACAUGGACAAGAUUGGCGACCUGUGGUGGCUGGACAUGAAGGGCAGCCCUGCGUUCGAGUCCCCGCCUCCCAUCGGCGUCUAUGACCGCUACGCGAGCGGCGGCCGUGCUGUCGACUCCCCACGCCCGCCCUACACCCUCGCGCAGCAGCCAGGGGUCGUGGGCACCUCGGGCUAUGCCGCCAACUCGCGGACGCAGCAGGUCAACCCGCCCUCUUUUCAGAUGAAGACCAACUCGCCCAUGGCGCCGGGGACCAUAUCCUCCGUCAAGUUCGUGGGGGGUUCCAACAUCCCGUCGCAGGGCUCCGGCAUCCAUUUCCACGUGUAUUCCUCCGGCACGCUGCUCGACUUUGUCACCCCCGCAGCCACCAUCACCACCAAGGACUGCUCGCUUUCGGCCCUCGAUCUGUCCACGCUGCGGUGGCAGAAGCUCGCCGAAGGUCGAGAGAUCUUCAAGUUGGGCUACCGCUGGCAUUACUGUACCAUGAACGAAGACGCCACCAAGGCCUGGCUUCUCGGCUGUCCGACCGACCCGGCCGCGACCGAUCUCGGCCCGAAUGGGUUUGAGUAUCUCAGUGAUAUCAUGGAGAUUGAUCUCCGCCGAUACGGCUUUCUCGGCAACAAUCUUGCUACCGAGUCGCAGACGGAGGCGCGCCCGGCUAGAGCCGUCGACCAGCCAUCCAAGGGACUGGGCGCAGAUCUGGCCAAACUGUUCGACCAGCCGCCCGAAACAGGCAGCGGUACAGACUUUAUCGUCACCGCGCUCGCGGGCGACUGGGAAGACGAAGACAUGGGCAGGGGUGCCGGUGUAACCACGGGCCAGAACUGGCUAGCGCCCGACGCUCCCACAUCGCCGCCGAUUCACGUGCACAAGCUCAUCCUCCAGGCCCGCUGGCCGCACUUUGCGCGCCUCUACCACGCGCAGAUGGCCGAGUUCCACACCAAGAAGAUGCACAUCCCGGAGCCGUACUCGGUGGUCCGGGCGUUCCUGUACUACCUGUACACGGACAGCAUCCACGGCACGUCGGUCGACAACAGCGACGCGACGACGGACCUGAGCGACGUGGCGGGGCUCCUCGUCAUGUCCAACAUCUACGGCAUCCCGCACCUGCGGCUCCUCUGCGUGAACCGGCUCGCCAAGGAGCUCGACGUCGACAACGCCUGCGUCAUCUGGCACUCGGCCGGCCUCGCCAACGAGGAGUGGCUCCGCAAGCGCACCGCGCAGUUCUGCCUCCUCCACUGGGGCCGCAUCGUCCGCACCCAGGGCUUCCUGCGCCUCCCGCGCGCGGCCAUCGUCGAGCUGUCGCAGGAGAUCGACCCCGAAGGGCGCGUCGUCGGCGGGGACGAGCUCGAGUACGACGGGAGCCUCCACGGGUCGCGGUACGGCGAUGCUUCGGAUAGGAAACACAGCUUCAGUAGCCAGACGACCCAGAUGCUCGAGGAGGACGCGGUGGAGGAUGACGGUAUGGAGAUGAGCUGAGCGGCCCUCUCUGUGACUCGUGAGA
Molecule: messenger RNA, 2502 nt
Organism: Sodiomyces alkalinus F11
Lineage: Eukaryota; Fungi; Ascomycota; Sordariomycetes; Glomerellales; Plectosphaerellaceae
Exons: 3
Coding region: 207-2477 (756 amino acids)
Cellular component (GO): cell cortex of cell tip
Molecular function (GO): protein binding
Source: RefSeq, a predicted model, not a curated record